Acanthochromis polyacanthus (spiny chromis) is the source of this 5657-nucleotide messenger RNA. RefSeq names its product ephrin type-B receptor 4b-like. The coding region runs from base 582 to 3560 and encodes 992 amino acids. Gene Ontology annotation, cellular component: plasma membrane; neuron projection. NCBI's taxonomy places the organism in Eukaryota, Metazoa, Chordata, Actinopteri, Pomacentridae. The record is from RefSeq and is a predicted model, not a curated record. The transcript is spliced from 22 exons. Gene Ontology annotation, molecular function: transmembrane-ephrin receptor activity; ATP binding; protein binding. Gene Ontology annotation, biological process: central nervous system projection neuron axonogenesis; axon guidance; cell surface receptor protein tyrosine kinase signaling pathway.
CUUCUGUUGUUAUUGACGUCACAUGCAGACACGCGCAGAAGAGCCUCAUUGCUUUUCUCCACAUUCCUUCACAGCCUGUCAGUCAGCGCUAAGCCCCGCCCCCUGAUGACUGACAGGCCGUCCAGCCAGACAUGUCAUGUGGUGGGCGGGGUCUUAUGUGUAGUGGGUAGGGCUUGAGGAAGUGGGCGGGGCCUGAAAGUUUGAGCUUUUGUCUGAAGUGUGGAUGUUCGGUGUAAACUGGGAGCGCUGGGAGCACUGGGAGCUCUGGAGGCCUCACCUGUGUGUUUACCUGUCCGUUUCCCCCUUCAGCACCUCCGAGUCCAACACCGACUCCUCUCCGCCCGCCAGGCCGCCCCUCGGAGCUCCUCUCUCGGCCUGGAAGGCAGCCUCGCCCCGCUGCUGGAGGACACCGAAACGGACAGCGGCUCCAUGUCCGGGGCCUGCGCCCCUCCGACCGGAUCUCUGCGGCCUUUUCCUCACUCUGCCCCGGCUCCGAUGACGACAGGCAUCAGGGAUCGAUAGCGGUGAUCGGCUCGGCUCGGGUCCGCUCGGGUCUGGAUUGGGGGGUUCCGGGAGGAGUCAUGGAGGGAGCCCCGGGAAGAGCCUCCUCCUCCUCCGGGCUGCAGCUGCUGCUCCUCCCGCUGCUGCUGCUGAGCUGCUGCUGGGCCGAGGAGGAGGUUCUGAUGAACACCAAACUGGAGACGUCGGAGCUUAGAUGGACCAACUAUCCAGCUGACGAUCCACAGUGGGAUGAAGUGAGCGGCUUCGACGACGAGAAGAACAGCGUCCGGAUCAAUGAGAUCUGUACGCCCAACAGCCCGACCUCCUAUUGGCUGAGAACCCGCUGGAUCCCACGGAGGGCGGCGACCACGAUCUACGUCGAGAUCCGGUUUACGAUGGUGGAAUGUUCCGGUCUAAACCAGCGGCACUGUAAGGAGACCUUCAUCCUGUACUCCUACCAGUCUGACAGUGACGAGGCCACGCCCACUCACCCCGCCUGGAUGGAGAACCCGUAUGUGAAGGUGGCCACGGUGGCCGCUGACCACCUGCGUCAGAAAGGCAGCCGGGAGGGCCGGUCCAACACCAAGGUGCUGCGUCUGGAGGGUCUGCGGGGGGCAGGUCUUUACCUGGCCUUCAGCUCUCAGGGCGCCUGCAUGGCGCUGUUGGCCGUACGCGUCUUCUACAGGAAGUGCUCACCGCUCCGCCGAGCCUUCGCCUCCUUCACAGAAACCGUCCCCCACUCACUGGUGGAGCAGGCUCAGGGUGUGUGUGUGGAGAACGCCGUGACUCCUCCUGGCGAGCACUCCCGACCUCCCAGCAUGCUUUGCGGCGAGGACGGGCAGUGGGUGGGGCAGCCGGCGUCCAGCUGCGCCUGUCGUCCCGGAUACGAGGCGGCCGACGGAGACCAGCGCUGCAGAGCCUGUCCUUCAGGUCAGUUUAAGGCGGGUUCUGGUACCACCGGCUGCACCUCCUGCCCCGACAAGAGCAGCACCUUGGUCCCAGGCUCCGCCUACUGCCCCUGUCACCAUGGAUACCACCGAGCCGACUCCGACCCGCCGCACGCCACCUGCACCAGACCUCCAUCGGCCCCUCGUUCCCCCGUCAGUCAGAUCAACGACACCUCGGUGACCCUGGAGUGGACCGAACCGCUGGACCGUGGAGGACGAGGAGACCUCAGUUACCGGGUCCUGUGCUCCACCUGCGGGACCAGUAACACACCAGGAUUGGUCAGUUCCUGCUCCCCGUGUGAUGACAGCGUCCUCUACCGUCCGGAGCAACGAGGUCUGCCUCAGCGCCGUGUCAUUGUCUGGGGGCUCCGCCCACACACCAAGUACAUCUUCACCAUCCAAUCACUGAACGGCGUCUCUGCUGUCAGCCAAUCAGAGCCGGCCUCGGCCAGAGUCAACGUCACCACGAGCAGAGACGGUCCUCCUGCAGUCUCUGGUCUCAGCAGAGCAGCAGCUUCAGAAUCCAGUCUGACUCUAGAGUGGAACGUUCCAGUUCUACAGAACCAGAACCAGGUCCUGGACUACCAGCUGCGUUACUGCCUGAAGGACGGCGAGGGGGCGGGACAGUGGCAGUACGUGUCCAGCAGGUCUCCUUCUGUGGUUCUGACGGAGCUGCAGAGGGCCACCUGGUACCAGGUCCAGGUCCGAGCUCGGUCCCAGACUGGAUACGGAGCCUUCAGCACUGCCAGCAGCUUCAACACACUGCCAGACGGUGAGGGUCCAUCUCACCUGGUAGUAACCGGAGUUCUGGUCUCCAUGGUGAUACUGGUGCUCGCCGCCGUGGUGACGGUCGCUGUGUACUUUUACCGGAGGAGGACUGCUUCGACCAUCAGUGAUAAGAGUGGACACUACCAGAUGGGACAGACGAUGAAGGUGUACAUCGACCCGUUCACCUACGAGGACCCCAACGAGGCUGUGAGGGAGUUCGCCAAGGAGAUCGACGCCUCCUUUGUGAAGAUUGAGGAGGUGAUUGGAGCAGGUGAGUUUGGUGAGGUGUGCCGUGGUCGUCUGAGGAUCCCCGGCAGGAAGGAGAACUACGUGGCCAUCAAGACCCUGAAGGGCGGCUACACGGACAAGCAGAGGCGGGACUUCCUGUCGGAGGCGUCCAUCAUGGGUCAGUUCCAGCACCCCAACAUCAUUCACCUGGAGGGCGUCAUCACCACUUCCUGUCCCGUCAUGAUCCUCACCGAGUUCAUGGAGAACGGAGCCCUGGACAGCUUCCUGAGGGUGAAUGACGGCCAGUUCACCACCAUCCAGCUGGUGGGGAUGCUGCGUGGGAUCGCUGCAGGUAUGAAGUAUCUGUCUGAGAUGAGCUUCGUCCACAGAGACCUGGCAGCUCGGAACAUCCUGGUCAACUCCAACCUGGUCUGUAAGGUGUCAGAUUUUGGUCUCAGCAGGUUCCUGACUGAGAACUCGUCCGACCCGACCUACACCAGCUCUCUGGGAGGGAAGAUUCCGAUCCGGUGGACGGCUCCUGAAGCCAUCGCCUACAGGAAGUUCACGUCUUCCAGCGACGCCUGGAGCUACGGCAUCGUCAUGUGGGAGGUGAUGUCCUAUGGAGAACGUCCAUACUGGGACAUGAGCAACCAGGACGUGAUCAACGCCAUUGAGCAGGACUACCGGCUGCCCCCGCCCCCCGACUGCCCCGCCUCCCUUCAUGUCCUCAUGCUGGACUGCUGGCAGAAGGAACGAGCCAAUCGGCCCAGGUUCUGCAACGUGGUGGCGGCGCUCGAUAGGCUGAUCCGAAACCCUGCCUCCCUGAAGGUGACGCACCCGGAGGAGCCCAGCCCGUCCCAGCCUCUGCUGGACCAGAGGGUUCCUCCUCCCCUGUCGGCCUGUGCUUCGGUCUCUGACUGGCUUCGAGCCAUAAAGAUGGAGCGCUACGAGCAGAGCUUCCUGCAGGCCGGAUUCAGCAACCUGGACAUCGUGUCUCAGCUCAACACCGAAGACCUGCUCAGAGUGGGCGUGACCCUGGCAGGACACCAGAAGAAGAUGCUCUCGUCCAUCCAGACACUCAGGAUACACAAAGCUCCGCCCACUCUGCUCUACUGACCAAUCACAGCCCAGCAGACCUCUCUAUGACCACUUCACUCUGAUCCACCAAUGGGAAGACACCUGAGAGACUCCGCCUCCUCGUGUUCCAAUCAGAGCCCAGAGUUAAAGAAGCACAAUAACUUUAUACUUCCUGUUUGACUCAACAACAAGACUCCGCCUACCUACAUAUCUGACCAAUCAGCUGGAGAUCCACCAAACCACACCAGCCAAUCCACUGCUCAGGAAACUCUAAGCCCCACCUCCCUUUAGUCCACACCAGCAGCCAUUGGCCAAUCAAACAGCGAGAACAUUGGAGGACGUUGUUCUCCUUUGGAUUUAUUUCCCGCCUGUUCUAGAGAAGCCCCGCCCACUGCAGGAAGCUUAGCAGGAAUUGGUUCACAGCAGGAAGCCUGAAAACAGACGUACCAGCUGAUUGGCGGCUGAGUUCUGGGUUCUGUUACAUCUGGAAGACGGAGAACCCCUUAUAGACAAACAGAACCCUUUAAAGUUCUGAAAAGAACCACAGGAACCGACAGACUCUUCAGAACCGACCCAGCAGAGCCGUGAUGUUCUCUGUCAGGAACGUUCUGGGAUUUAGGUUUUUUGGACCAUUGAAAGAACAUCGUGGAUUAAAUUUCGUACAACAGACGUUCUCCAUGGGUUUCAGGAUUGGUGAGUUCCUCUGAAGGUUCUGAACAGAUUUAAGUUCUACUGCAGCUUCAGGAUCUUUGUAGUCUGUGAGGAGCGUUCUGGUGGACCUUCAGAGGAAACCUUGGAGAACACUACCUGAGGUUUCAUGGGGACAUUAGAACGUCUUUACGUUCUAUGCAGAUGGAUGUGGUUCUGCUGCAGCUGAAGGUUCCGUCACACAGCAGAACCCUCAGAAAACUGCGGUCUGGCUCCUGCCUUAUAUAGGUUGUAAAAUGACUCGAGUGUAUUUUAUGGGUUCUCAGAGGUUCCACACUGAGAGAUCUAGAACGUUUUUUUAAACCUUUGAGUCACAUUUAACCUAGAACCUGAUUCCAACAGUAUCGUCAUCAAAACGUCCCACAUAGACUCCAGCACAGAACACUAACCCAACCCUACCAGAACCUCACUGACGUCUGUAGAUCCCUGAGUGUGGAACCCUUUAGAACUGCUUUUAUAUUCUAGCACUUUUUUGUACUGAUACCAGAUUAAAGUUUUUAUACUAAACUUCCAUGUCAGAAAUAAACGACUUUUUGUAAAGAAAACAGUGUGUGACGUGUUCUAAGUCUGGACGCCGUGUGGAACCAAGGAGGGUCAGAACCGAGAUCCUGGAUCAGUCAGUCCAUUAGAACCCAGUCGACCAACCAGAACACACUCAGAGUCUCUGUUCAGGUUCUUCUGUCUUAGAACCACGAGUCUUCUGGUAAAGACGAGUCACCAACCUGCUGAAGGUUCCUUCUCCUGGUUGGGUUCAAAGUUCUGGUUCUGAGGUUCAGAAACGUCCGGUUACUUCAAACAUGACUGAAGCAACUUUAAGACAAAAACACAAAGUUUAGCUCCGCCUCAGAGAGCACGUCACCAUAGCAACCCUCAGAACAAGUCAGCUCCACUUAGCGUGACUCCACCGAUUCGGUUUGGUUCUACCGGACUCGCUAGAGCUCUUCUAGACCGGACCUGGUUGGAAUCAAGUUGAAACAACCUAUUCUAGAACCUGGACCCCAGGAUACUCUGAUACCUUGCUGGUGUUGACAUACUGUGGUAGUACUGUGGUACUAGUACAGUAUGGCAGUACUACAGAACUGGACCUGAUCAAUACCCAGCUCUGAUCAGAACUUCCUACAGAGUCUGUACUGGUUAGAGGCUCAAACCAGUUAGAGGUUGACAUCACUAUGUUCUGAAGAUCACAGCAGCUUCUGUUAACAUGAAGUUCUGCUCAGAGUGUUUAUGUCUUAGAACAUCUACAAAGUCAUUAAGAAACAGAGAACCGGUGGAACCCUGAACCUGAAUAACUACAGAAACCCCUCAGUGAUUACUACCAUCUGGUUCCUCUGGGUUCCUGCAGGUCAGCUGUUCUGAGAACCUUCCAUGUUCUGUAACUGAUCAUCUUUAGGAUUGAUCCAUUAGUACUAAUAAACAUGUUCACAGUUC